This is a messenger RNA of Trichoplax adhaerens, 1491 nucleotides long. RefSeq lists its product as uncharacterized. The record is from RefSeq and is a predicted model, not a curated record. Gene Ontology annotation, molecular function: serine-type carboxypeptidase activity. NCBI's taxonomy places the organism in Eukaryota, Metazoa, Placozoa, Uniplacotomia, Trichoplacea, Trichoplacidae. Gene Ontology annotation, biological process: proteolysis. The transcript has a single exon. Bases 1 to 1491 code for a protein of 496 amino acids.
AUGGAGAAACCUGUAGCGAAACCUAAAUCUAAUUUAAGCUCCUAUUGCCCAUCUAAAACAAUUAUAAUAGCAAUUGCUAUAAGUAUUAUUAUCAUAUUAGCCAUAAUUAUCCCUAUUUUUAUCGUAUUCGGAAAACCAUAUCAACUUCAGGGAACAAGUUCCGUAACUGAUAGUUACAGCCCAAGCCAAACUACCUCUAACCCAACAACUGCAACAACCACAGUACCUUCAAGUUCUCCUCAAACUUCAUAUAAACCAAUUCUUAGUAUACCUGAUGAGUUAUGGGGGUAUUAUGAAGUCCGUCCUGGUGCUCAUAUGUUUUGGUGGUUUUAUGGCUAUCGUGGUAGUCAAUUACGCUCCCAGAUGCCACUAAUAUUGUGGAUGAGUGGUGGACCAGGCUAUUCAUCUGUAGGUAAAGGAAAUUUUGGUCAGGUAGGGCCAAUUCAGUUGGAUCUAAAACCCCGAAACAAGACGUUGAUUAAACGUGCUAACGUGCUAUUUAUUGAUUAUCCAGUUGGUACAGGAUUCAGUUACGUCGAUAAAAUGUCUGCAUAUAGUCGUUCUGACAAUGAGGUUGCCCAAGAUUUAUAUCGUACAUUUGCGCAUGUUUUACAUUUGCUGCCUUCUUUACAAUUAUUGCCAUUUCAUCUUGUUGCAGAAUCAUAUGGUGGCAAGAUAGGUUCAAUGUUUGGUAAUUUAUUAUUACAGGCUAAAAAAGAGGGUCGAAUUCAAUGCAACUUUAUUAGUUGCAUCCUAAGUAGUCCAUUGCUUUCUACAGCCGAUACCAUCGAAUUUGCAGGACCUUACCUAAAUGCGUUCUCACUUAUUGACGCUAUGCAAUCGCAACAACUACUGAAUCAGGCGAACAGCAUAAAACAAUAUCUUCAGCAGAAACGAGGCAUUGAUGCAACAGCGGUUUUAGAGCAAUCAUUAGAACGUAUGGUUAACAUUAGUAGCAAAGCUAAUCUUCAUAAUGUAAUUAACUACUUAUCCGAGAAUCCUUUUACUACCUUAGUAAAGCGCAAUUACACCGACAUACAAAGCUUACAAAAUAAUCCUACCAUAGCUCCAACAGCCGCCUAUGCAGUUAUGAAUAACCAAAUCCGUCAUAAGCUAGGCAUUGUACCAAGGCAUGUUAAAUUCGCCUCCAGUAACAUUUUAGUUUAUGCUCUAUUAAGAGAAUCAAUCUGUUAUCCAUCUAUUGCUAAUGCAGAAGCAAUUCUAAAUGCAAAUGUCUCUGUUUUAAUUAUCAAUGGUCAAUUUGAUGCUUUCGUUAACGGGAUAAGUUUGCAAAAAACCAUAAAAAAGAUUAAUUGGCCUUACAUGAAAUUAUUUCAAUCGAGCAAAAAGGCUGUGAUGAAAGACGAUGCUGGAAGAAUAGUUGGUUUCAUCAAGAAAUAUCGUAAUCUUUCUUUUAUGACUAUGAUAGACAAAGGUCAUUCACCAAUUCUAUCAGUUCCUGAUUCGUAUAUCGGAAGCGUUCAGAAUUAG